Lampris incognitus (smalleye Pacific opah) is the source of this 3893-nucleotide messenger RNA. RefSeq names its product lysyl oxidase homolog 2A-like. Lineage: Eukaryota; Metazoa; Chordata; Actinopteri; Lampriformes; Lampridae. Bases 417 to 2648 code for a protein of 743 amino acids. Gene Ontology annotation, cellular component: membrane. Gene Ontology annotation, biological process: sprouting angiogenesis; peptidyl-lysine oxidation. Gene Ontology annotation, molecular function: protein-lysine 6-oxidase activity; copper ion binding. The record is from RefSeq and is a predicted model, not a curated record. The transcript has 14 exons.
AACUGGAGGGGGGGGUCCGUCUAAACCCCGUGUCAUCAGUCCGCCAGCGUUUCCCUUUUUUUUUGGAAAAGUUUCCUUUUUCAAAGCUAAUGAACGCGUUUCCAAAAAUCCCUAUGGAUCUGGCCGGGGGGGGCGGGACUACGAUGCUGAGGACGAUGCUGAUUGGUGCGUCUUCGAUAUUGGCAGUCGGACGGGAGUCUCCGGAAAGCCCAAAUCCAAAGAGCGGCUGUGGAUGAGCGGAGUAGAUGCGGUGGGUGUGCAGGGAACAAAUCAGAUAAAGAGACAAGGAGCCGCUACUCCACACAUCACCAAGACCUGAAUUACGUUACUUGAAAAAAACAAAACAUUUUUUUUCUUUUCUUCUUCCAACAAAAACGAUACUUUUCUGUGUCGAGGUUUCCCUGUCAUCUUGCAUCAUGCUGAAACCAGUCACCAUUCAUGGCUUCCUGUCCACAUUAUUGUGUAUGUGGGCAUUGUGUUAUGCCCAGUCAGAUUCUGACACCCCUGUAAUCCAACUACGGCUGGCAGGAGACAAGCGGAAACACUACGAAGGUCGGUUGGAAGUGCACUACAAUGGAGAAUGGGGGACAGUGUGCGAUGAUGACUUCUCCAUCUACGCUGCUCAAGUAGUGUGCAGAGAGCUUGGCUACCUGGAUGCAGAGUCUUGGUUGCCCUCGGCCAAGUACGGAAAAGGAGAAGGUCGCAUUUGGCUGGACAAUGUCCACUGUACUGGCAGAGAGAAGAGCCUUGCUCAGUGCGAAUCAAAUGGCUUUGGGGUCUCCGACUGUAAACACUCAGAAGAUGUCGGGGUGGUGUGCAACCAAAGACGCAUUCCAGGCUUCAGGUUCAUCAGCACCCUGGCCAACAGUCUGGAGAGCAUGACUGUUCAGGUGGAGGAUGUGAGGAUCAGGGCCACCUACUCCCAUAGGAAAAGAAUUCCCAUCACUGAGGGCUUUGUGGAGGUGAAGGAUGGAGGCAAGUGGAGGCAGAUAUGUAACCGGGACUGGACAAAGAUGAACACCAGAGUCAUCUGUGGCAUGUACGGCUUCCCUGGAGAGAAGGGCUUCAACACCCGUGCUUACAAGUUGUUGGCCAAACGCCGUAAGAAGAACUUCUGGGGUUUCUCUGUCAACUGCACAGGGAAUGAGGCAGACUUGUCUGAUUGUAAACUGGGCCGAGAGAUAGAGCUGAAGGGCAACAAGACCUGUGAGGAGGGCAUGCCUGUGGUGGUCAGCUGUAUACCUGGACGAGCCUUUGCCCCUAGUGUUAGUGCUGGCUUCAGAAAGGCCUACAGAGAAGAGCAACCCCUGGUGCGUCUGAGAGGCGGAGCAAUGAUAGGCGAGGGGCGAGUGGAGGUGUUGAAGAACGGUGAAUGGGGGACGGUGUGUGAUGACAACUGGAAUAUCCGAGCUGCCACCGUGGUAUGUCGAGAGCUGGGCUUCGGCAGCGCCAAAGAGGCUUUGACUGGCGGCAAGCUGGGACAAGGCAUGGGGCCGGUCCACAUGAAUGAGGUGGAGUGUUCGGGAUUUGAAAAGUCCCUGACGGAGUGUUCGUUCAACCGUGAGGCAGUGGACUGCAACCACGAGGAGGACGCUGCCGUCAGGUGUAACAUUCCUGCCAUGGGCUUCCAGAAAAGACUACGUCUAGGCGGAGGCCGCAACCCAUAUGAGGGCCGUGUGGAGGUGCUGGCGGAGAAGAACGGUUCGCUGGUGUGGGGCACGGUGUGCAGUGACAGCUGGGGCACCAUGGAGGCCAUGGUGGUGUGCAGACAGCUUGGCCUGGGUUUCGCCAAUAGCGCCUUCCAGGAAACAUGGUACUGGCACGGGGAGCAGUCAGUUGACGCGGUGGUGAUGAGUGGAGUCAGAUGUUCAGGAACUGAGCUGACCCUGGACCAGUGUCUCCACCACGGGAAACACCUCCACUGUCCCAGGGGAGGUGGCCGCUUUGCUGCCGGCGUGUCCUGCACUGAGACGGCGCCAGAUCUCGUCCUUAAUGCUCCGGUAGUGGAGCAGACCACCUAUCUGGAAGACAGGCCCAUGUACAUACUGCAGUGUGCCCAGGAAGAGAACUGCCUGGCCAGUAGCGCCGCCACAGCCAGCUCCACCUCCUACCGGCGCCUCCUCCGCUUCUCCUCCCAGAUCCACAACAAUGGCCGUUCAGACUUCAGGCCUCGGGCGGGCCACCAAUCCUGGGUCUGGCACGAGUGCCACAGGCAUUACCACAGUAUGGAGGUGUUUACACACUACGACCUACUUAGUCUGAAUGGCUCCAAGGUGGCCGAGGGACACAAAGCCAGUUUCUGCCUGGAGGACACCCACUGUGAUGAGGGUAUUCAGAAGAGGUAUGAAUGCGCCAACUUUGGGGCACAGGGCAUCACCGUUGGCUGUUGGGAUACCUACAGACACGACAUUGACUGUCAGUGGAUUGACAUAACGGACGUCCAGCCUGGGGACUACAUCUUCCAGGUUGUGAUCAAUCCCAACUACGAGGUAGCAGAAUCAGAUUACACCAACAACAUUCUGAAGUGUCGCUGCAGAUAUGAUGGACAUCGGAUAUGGACAUACAACUGUCAUAUAGGUGGCUCACUGAGCUCAGAGACAGAGGAGACAUUCCCCGGGUUGCUGACCAACCAGCUGUCACAUAGGUAGACUGAGAACAGAUAAGACGACUGGACAGACAUCAAGGCGCACCAGAGAUCGGACGUGAACACUUGACAACCACUAGAGGCGGGAUGUACUCUACUCCACUUCCUACUUGUAGUGCUGGAUCAUCGCCACAGCUUGAUUGGUAUAAAAGGACUAUGAACACACUGUUGCAAAACCACAUGCCCUUAAUGUCUCUGUCCACACACUCUGUUCUGAGUAUCAUCCUCUGUUACCAUUGAAAUAUGGGUUUUGACCUGGUGCUUACAAGAAGAGCUGUCAGGAUUGUAUGGUGCAAAACCAAGUAAUUUAUUAAGAUUAUUAUGCAACACUGUUGCCAGCUAAGCAGUUUUCAAGCUUCUGUGCUUUGAAAUCCUUUCAACAAAAUCCAUGAGAUGAAGACUUUAAACUUUUUGUUUACUCUGACGUUAGCAGUCUAACCUGGUGCUAGAUCUUGUCUUGUCUUAUCUUUAAUUAAAUCGGCAUCAGAGAUCACAUAUUCCCCUUUAGAAUUUGAUGGUUCGAUCGGUGACUAAAAGCAAAAAAAAGUAAAACUCUAUGAAACAUCACAGUCCACAUUUAGCACAGAGUUUAACUCUUCCAGAAAUGUUUAAAGAAUAAAACAAAAACUGACAUGGAUUUGGCUUUCAAAGCACAUCCAAUGCUUAACAUCAGGCUGUAAGCAAAAGUCAAAGCUGCUCUUUUUUUCUUCUUUUUUUUUAUUCUUGGUGCUGAUUCUGCAGUGAGGUUAUAAAAAAAAAAUCUAUUGCUUAUAUUUGAUGCAGUUGUUCUUGUUAUCUGUAAAGAACGGUUGAGUCUUAUAGUCAGAGGCUACACAAAGUUUAUUUCAAAACUCUCCAGAACAUCAGUCCACAUUUAAUUUUCCUCAAAAUGUGCUACAUCCCUGAGGCUACCUUUAAAAAUGUUUGAAAUUUUUCUUUAAACAGUACACAUGCACUCAUUUCAUUGUAUUUGCACAAUCUUGUCAACUUUGUCUUCUUUGUCUGCGUUUUGUUAAAUUAAUCAGGGACCUCUAUACCAUCUCUUGGAUGUACUGUAAAAGCCUCAUCGUAUGUGAAGAUGCCUCUGCAUUGUUUUGUAAAUUUGUUUUUGUAAAGUAGCAUCUCCAGGGUCCCUUCAUUUUACAAGGGUUCUCACCAUUAGCGUGAUAAUUGUUUUUAAAUUGUUUAUGCAUUGUUGAAUGUGGAAAAGCAUUAUGUUUUCUGUAAUAAAAAGGACGUAUGAAGCAGA